GUGGUAAAGUAAUUCUUUUUUUUUUAAAGGUGAUAAAUUCAAUAAUUUAGUUAUUUGAAGGUGGUAAAAAUCAAAAUUUCGUUUGAUUAAUUGAAUGCAAAAAAUUCAGUUCCUUCGUUGAAUAAAAUUUAAAGCUAUAUCUCUCUUCCCCAAACUUCACUCUUCUUCUCCCUGCAAACUCUAAAUCACCUCAGAUCUUCCAUCUUCUUCUUCAUGCAAUCAACUUAGGGUUUCUGCAAAUCCAUAAACCUCCAAGCUUUCAACAAUGGCGAAACCGAAAUACGGUCGUCCUCUACUUCGGAAAUCGUCAACGCCAUCGUCAACGCUCAUAUUCGCAUUGCUUCUUUUGUUCUCUGUCCUCGUUCUUAUCCUUCUUGCUCUUGGAAUUGUCUCCAUUCCUAGCAUUAAUCCUUCCGCUUCUCAUCAAGUUAAUGAUCUCAAUUCCAUCGUUCAUAAUGCUGUUCACAGGGUUGAUCAUGUGAGCAAAGAAAGAGAUCAGCAAUGGGUUGAAUUACUAUCUUGGGAGCCUAGAGCUUUUGUUUAUCAUAAUUUCUUGUCUAAGGAAGAAUGUGAGUACCUUAUCAAACUUGCCUCACCUCGCAUGGAAAAGUCACUAGUUGUUGAUGAGCAAACCGGCAAGAGUAAAGACAGCAGGGUGCGUACUAGUUCAGGAACAUUCCUUGCUAGAGGUCGGGAUAAGAUCAUCAGGACCAUAGAGCAGAGAAUUGCAGAUUUCACUUUUCUUCCAGUAGAUCACGGUGAAGGUCUUCAAGUUCUUCACUACGAAGUGGGGCAAAGGUACGAGCCUCACUUUGACUACUUUUUGGAAGACUACAGCACUGCCAAUGGAGGUCAACGAAUAGCCACUGUUCUCAUGUAUCUCUCUGAUGUUGAAGAAGGGGGUGAGACAGUAUUUCCCUCUGCAAAAGGAAACAUCAGUGCUGUACCUUAUUGGAACGAGUUAUCUAAAUGUGGUAAAGAAGGUCUUUCGGUCAAACCAAAUAGGGGUGAUGCUUUGCUGUUUUGGAGCAUGAAGCCUGAUGCCUCUCUGGAUCCCUUAAGUUUGCAUGGUGGUUGCCCUGUAAUUAAAGGGAAUAAGUGGUCAGCCACAAAAUGGAUUCGUGUCAAUGCAUACCACUCUUGAAUCUUCAACUGAUCUGUUAAAAGGUCACAUUCGAUGUCAAUUAACUAGUUGCUGUAUUAUGUGUAUCAAUUACCCAAUAGAUUGUUAACUAUUGCUGAAUCACGAGGCGCCAACCUGGCCAUAUCAAAGGAAGCUUACAAUUUUGAUGUUUGAAUUGAUUUUACACUGUAUUUUUCUGUUAUUAAUUUUACUCAUAGAAUAAGUCUUAAAAAAUAUUGUAUAACUAUGUAAUGUAGAGGAUCUGAUACGUGUGUAAAAGUUGUAAUUCAUAAACAUGCGGUUAUUAACUUAUUAUGGUCACUUUUGAGCUGCAAAUAUCGAAAUAGAAACGAAACUCCGGACUUCACAAGUUCAA
Molecule: messenger RNA, 1499 nt
Organism: Chenopodium quinoa (quinoa)
Lineage: Eukaryota; Viridiplantae; Streptophyta; Magnoliopsida; Caryophyllales; Amaranthaceae
Product: probable prolyl 4-hydroxylase 10
Exons: 8
Coding region: 266-1144 (292 amino acids)
Biological process (GO): peptidyl-proline hydroxylation to 4-hydroxy-L-proline
Cellular component (GO): endoplasmic reticulum
Molecular function (GO): L-ascorbic acid binding; procollagen-proline 4-dioxygenase activity; iron ion binding
Source: RefSeq, a predicted model, not a curated record